Molecule: messenger RNA, 675 nt
Organism: Talaromyces rugulosus
Lineage: Eukaryota; Fungi; Ascomycota; Eurotiomycetes; Eurotiales; Trichocomaceae
Exons: 3
Coding region: 1-675 (224 amino acids)
Source: RefSeq, a predicted model, not a curated record
AUGGCUGCUUUAACAAACUCGCCGAGCGUGUGCUGGUCAAUCGAUACAAUCGUUGGACGGACCCUAUUGUCAAGCUAUGUUACUGCGGCAUGUGCAAAUCAAGUCAAACGUGAUAUUGAGGAGAGCGUGUUUCAGGCUAGGAUAAACUCGGCCCUCCAAGGGCUUGAUUAUCGAAAAAUACUUGGAAACUUGAAUAAUGAGGUGUAUGUCGAAAUUGGCCAAGAUCAUCAAAGAAGCCUACAUCAAGCAAUUGGUUUCUUGCAUCGCACUAAGCCUGAUGACGAAUACAAACAUAUGGUGGAUGAAUACCUCGUUUCGGAAGUGUUUGAUAUUAGUUCGCAAUAUGCCGAAAGCAACUCAUCUACUGGUCUUAACGAAUGUUCACCACCUCCAUACAGCACUGCUAGAGAGGCCGAGCCACAAGAUCCCGAAAGGCAAAGCCCAAGUCGCUCAGAUAUUGAAAUCUGGAGAUACACCUCACGCUUGUGGGAAGAGGGAACGUCCUCGGGCCAGGUUCCAGCGGUAACCGACGAGUUGCUGCGUAGAUUUCCACCGCUAUACAAAGUUACUGUGGAUUUCAAGGGAUUGGAAGGCGAAGGCCAAGCUCCAAAUAAGAAACAAGCCAAACAUAUUGCCUCAAAGGAUAUCUGCCAAAAACUGGGAAUUAUACUGUGA